Messenger RNA from Paramecium octaurelia, 908 nucleotides. Lineage: Eukaryota; Ciliophora; Oligohymenophorea; Peniculida; Parameciidae. The record is from the annotation of a GenBank genome assembly.
AAGUUAACGAAGAUGUCCAAAACACUUUUUGCUUUAUUGCUCAUCUCCAUGCUUGCUUUUAGCGCUCAAGGUAAACUACACAUUUAUAUCCUCACUAACCCCCAUAUAUUAUUUAUAUAUACACAAAUUCAUAUCUCCUGACUCAACUGAAAUAAUAUACUUUUAGCUGCCACAAGUAACAAGCUUAAGCUCAAAACAAGUCAAUUAGAGGCUCAAUCAUCAUCAGAGGAAGAAAGCUCAGAAGAAAGCUCAGAACUUUUGGCUUAAUCAUCAUCAUCCGAGGAAGAAGAGGAAGAGGAAGAAGGAUCCGAUGCCCAAUCAUCAUCAGAAGAAGAAGAAGAGGAAGAAGAAUCAAGUGAUUAAUCAUCAUCUGAAGAAGAAGAAGAAGAGGAAGAAUCAAGUGAUUAAUCAUCCUCAGAAGAAGAAGAAGAAGAGGAAGAGGAAUCCGAUGCCUAAUCAUCAUCAGAAGAGGAAGAAGAAGAAUCAAGUGAUUAAUCAUCAUCAGAAGAAGAGGAAGAAGAAGAAGAAUCCGAUGCCCAAUCAUCAUCAGAAGAGGAAGAGGAAUCAUCAGAAUAAUCAAGUGAUUAAUCAUCAUCAGAAGAAGAAGAAUCAUCAGAAGAAUCAAGUGAUUAAUCUUCAUCAGAAGAAGAAGAAGAAGAGGAGGAGGAAUCAGAGAGAUGUAUAAAAUGAUGUUAUUUUAGUGAACUUCCGUUUACAUUAUGCUGAAGCAGCUGCCACCACAACCGCAGCCAAACCAACCACCACCACACCACCACCCGCAGCUGCCACUACAACCACAACAACACCCUCAACCACCAAGAAUGGAGCUAUACUAGCAGCCAGUUUAGUCAUAGCCGCCAUCGUUUUCUGAUAAAAAUAAAGAAUAUUUAAAAUAAGUUUAUCCUACA